Molecule: messenger RNA, 3243 nt
Organism: Dioscorea cayenensis subsp. rotundata (Guinea yam)
Lineage: Eukaryota; Viridiplantae; Streptophyta; Magnoliopsida; Dioscoreales; Dioscoreaceae
Product: protein FAR1-RELATED SEQUENCE 5-like
Exons: 3
Coding region: 1-2853 (950 amino acids)
Biological process (GO): regulation of DNA-templated transcription
Molecular function (GO): zinc ion binding
Source: RefSeq, a predicted model, not a curated record
AUGAAAAAAAAAAAACGAAAACACAAGGGCCUAUUUAAUAAAUUUAGUUUGUUUGGGGGUGUAAUUGCAAAUAGGAUUGAGGCUAAUGAUGACGUGUCAAGUUGUGAUUCGUUACGAAUACUGUUUGUAUGCUUAGCUGCAGAAGCGAUCCCCACAGCGAGAGAGCGAGGCACGCGGAUACGCUGGGCUUCGCUGUUUCGUAGUUCUCCUGGACUAGCGAAUCCCCAUCUCCACCCUCCGCCGUGGCGGCCGCCGGAUUCCAGGAUCGGAGGGAACCUUGGAUUUCAUCUCGAUCACCCUUCUCUCCAUUUCCCCUACCAAAUCUUGCUUGAUCUUGGGAAAGAGAGAAAGAUGACUGAGGCAAUGCAAACUGAUGGUAUCACUAUGGAUAAUGAAAUGGUUAAAUGGCUCCCUAGAGUUGACAUGCUCUUUGAUAGUGAAAAUGAUGCAUAUGAAUUCUACAGUGCAUAUGCCGAGAAAGUCGGGUUUUUUGUCCGAAGAUCAACUCUGUGGACUACCUCGAAGAAUAUUGUCACUCGAAGGACUUUUGUAUGCUCCAGAGAAGGUUUUCGUGAGAAGAAGAAAGGGUCCAAGGAGGUGAAGUCCCCUCGGCCUGAAACAAGAAUUGGUUGUCAAGCAUCCCUAACCAUCAGACUCACUCCUAAUGGCAAGUACCGUGUCACUGACUUUUUGCCUAGCCAUAACCAUCAGCUUGCCACACAAACAACGAUUCAUAUGUUGAGGGCGAAGAAGAUGAGACGGAAGGCUCGACUUGCUAGAGCUGAUUUGGUAGAUGAGACUGUUAGGACUCCGGAAUUUGAGACUGAAGAUGAAGCCUAUGAGUUUUAUAACAUGUAUGCUGGCAAAAUGGGAUUUGCUGUCCGGAGGGCAAGUAUGACAGUCAGUGCUGAGAAUGUUAUUACAAGAAGGAUGUUUGUAUGUUCAAGGGAAGGAUUUCGUGAAAAGAAAAAAGGAGCAAAGAGGGUGAAAAAACCACGGCCAGAAACAAGAACUGGUUGCCCUGCUUGUAUGGUUAUCAGGAUUGAGCCUAGUGGUAAAUAUCAUGUGUCUGAAUUUGUUACAUACCAUAACCAUCAGCUUUCAAUCCCUUCAUCUAUCAACAUGGUGGCUUCAACCAGUGUGGAAAUUGAUGGUAAGAAUGAAGAAACAGAUUUAGCAGUCGAUUCAGUGAAGACUUCUACAUCUACUGAUAAAAUUCCUGGCAAACUGAGCCGAGUGUGUGAUGAUAUUGGCCAUCAUGAUGCAGAUAACAAAAAUCUACGAUCCAAGCGUUUGAAGACCGUGCAAAGAGGAGAUGCAGGAGCCACACUGGAGUAUCUGCAAAAAAUGCAAAAUGAUAAUCCAUCAUUCUUCUAUGCUGUCAUGCCAGACGAGGAUGAUACUAUGAUGAACUUCUUUUGGGCUGAUGCCAAGUCUAGAAUGGACUUCAACUACUUCGGUGACGUGGUGUGUCUUGACACAACCUACAAAAUAAAUGGUUGUGGUAGGCCGUUUGCCUUAUUCAUUGGUCUGAAUCAUCACAAGCAAAGCAUUAUCUUUGGUGCUGCAUUGCUCUAUGAUGAAAGCUUUUGUUCUUUCAGGUGGUUGUUUGAGACUUUCAAAACUGCAAUGUGCGGAAGACAACCCAAGACUGUCUUGACUGACAGGUGUGCAGCAAUAAGUGAUGCAGUUACUGCAGUUUGGCCUGGUACAGCUCAUCGUUUUUGUGUGUGGCAUAUAUACCUUCAUGCUGCAGAGCAAUUAAGUCAAGCUUUCCACGGUUCAAAAACCCUAGCGUAUGAUUUUAGUAGGUGCCUUUUUGAGUAUGAAGAUGAAGAUGAGUUUUUAUCAGCUUGGCAUACAAUGUUGGAGAAGUAUGAUCUUAAAGAUAAUAAAUGGUUAUCUAGGUUAUUUGCAGAUAGGGAAAAGUGGGCAUUAGUGUAUGGGCGUGAUACAUUCUAUGCUGAUAUGAAAAGUGCCCAGCAAAAGGAUACUUUGAAUGGUGAGCUAAAGAAGCACUUGAGCCCAGAGAUGGAACUGCUGAGCUUCUUCGAGCGUUAUGAGAGAAUACUUGAUGAGCGACGAUUUGCAGAAAUGCAGGCUGAUAUUAGUUCUGGCCAGAAUGCUCGGAAAAUACCAUCUAUGCGGAUAUUGAGGCAGGCUGCUAAUGCAUACACACCAGCCGCAUACAAAAUGUUUGAGAGGGAGUUUGAAAUGUAUAUGGAUUGUAUGUUGUACAGUUGUGGGGAGGUUGGGACAGCCUCUGAAUAUAAGGUCACAGUUGAAGAUGAUUCCAAGGACCACAUUGUUAGAUUUGAUUCAUUAGACGGAAGUUUCUGUUGCAGUUGUAAAAAGUUUGAGUUUAUUGGGAUUCAGUGUAGACAUGUAUUGAAGGUACUUGACUUCAGGAAUAUAAAAGAUCUCCCACCACAGUACAUUCUGAAGAGGUGGAGGAAGGAUGCUAAGGUUCUGAGCGGUAAUUAUGGUGUUUUAAUAGAUGAUGACCCUCAAUCUUCUGUUGCAAAUCGAUUUAACUAUUUGUGCCGCGUUUUUAGUAUAGCAGCUGCAAGGGCUGCAAAAACCUUGGAAUCACAUUCAUAUGUCGAAGGCCAGUUAGAAAUGCUUAUGGAACAAGUAGAACAGACUAUGCAAGCAAGACAUAUGGAGAUGCCUUCCCUCCCUCCUGCUCCUUAUGAUCAAAAUACAGUUGAUUGUGUGGUCAUGGGAAAUCUACACCAUGAUAAAACAAAUCAAGCAAGCCUUAUACCAUGUGCCACGGAUGGGCUGCUUGGUUCCCGGCAUUCCCAUCCGACCAUUUGCUGGGGGCAGUUUCCAGCUGGACCACCGGAGUGAUGACUUUAUUCUCCAAUUUAUGGAUAAGUCAUGCAAUUUGUUAUACUGAUGCAUUGCAUGCAACUCGAUUCGUCAAUGUACUGUAACAUAUGUUUCACCCCUUCUGGUGAUUGUGGCAUAAUCUUGAAAUGGUAGAAUUUCAUUGUCAGGGGAUGAUGACCUGGUGAAAUUCUGCAAUUUCUUUGUUUCCCUCUUCUUUUCACUGUGCCUUCACAGUAUAAAUUGAGUUCCUCCAGUUAGAACUUAUGUAAAGAAAUGUCAUUGUAAAAUAUAAAUAAUGUCUUUAAACUUAUCUACCUUCGGAGGUGAGUUAUGUAUCAUAUGAGUUCAAAAGUUUGUAACAUUUGGUGAUUAGACAUGUAAAAAAUGCAUGCCAAAAUUCUUCUGUCA